GCAAAUCUACAAAAGCAUGUUUCUCUUCUGUUUCCCAAGAUGGAUAAAAUCAUUAUGAUAAACAUUUCCUGUUUUUUCUUCCUUUUCUCUUUUUUUUUUUUUUUUUAAAGUCUGAAUCCAGGGUAAUAGUAUAAUAUUUGUACUGGAAACCCAAACCAAAAACACAUUACCAAGUCACAUUUCUUUAUCUAAGUGUGGAAAAACUUAAUACUUGCCAUUUUUUGUCUUCUUGGGGAACCUAUAUCUGUAACUAUCACCAUCUCACAAGGAGCCCACUGAACCUCCAUUCAGAGAGAGUGAAUACACUUAUUUGGGGAGUGUCAAGUAUGAGUUCCAUAAAAACAAGAAGUUUAAGAUUCAUACUAACAACAAUUUUUCUUGAUUCCACCAGCAUGUUGUUUUGCAAUGUGCAGCAAACAUAUUCAAUUAAUUUGCUCUUUUGUAAAAAGUUAAUUAGAACAUGGAGCACAAGAUAACCAAGUAGAACAAGUAUCUGUCUUCACAAGUUUAUGUGGCACCCUAAAAUGCAAGCAAUAAGAUAAGCAUUUUAUAAUUUAUUUUUAUUAUUGUCUGAUUAACUUUUUGAAUCACUGGCAUGAAUCAAAGCAGAAGUAGCUUGGAGAACUUGUAGAGCAUGAAUAGAGAAACAACCCUGGUGUCUCAGAAAGCGUCUUUGUAGCUAUCCAGGUGCAAAGAUAAAGGCUGCACUCUUGCCUGCGAGUUCUUGCUGGCAAAAUUUACCAUGAGCAUAAUAACACUGCUAGCAGAGAUUUCAGCUCUUGCUGAUACACACACCAAGCACAGGCUUUCCUGACUUAAGUCCGUGUCUCACAGGACAUGUGUUCCAGCUGCCAUGAGAAAUUCUGGAGGUAGGAGUCAGUGGGAUGCUAGACAGAAUGCUUAUGAUUCCAGGCACAGCUUUACAUUUUUGAGAGACCUUGUGUAUGACCAGGCACAACAGAAGGAGAAAUUUCCCUACAGGUCUUUCCUGUUUUUUAUUUAGAAGGUUAGCUCCAGAGACAAAAUGGAUUAGUGAAGAUAUUAAUACCUUACUAUUUACCAUUACUAAAUAGCUAAGAGCAAAAGGAGAUCCUAUGUAGGUUUUUUCAGCUUAGGGUAUUUGCAAUUACAUGAUCUUAUAAUAAACUUUCUCUUGUAAGUGAAGGAGGAAGAAAGCAAAAGCAUGGUGUCAGAAACAUGUUCCCAUACUGUAAUAGCUAUGCUUUCUUCUACUCUGUUCAGGCAUUUCAACAAUUCCCUGUAGUAUGUAGCUGCACUGCUUUCAAAUCCAUAGGGCUGCUGGAAAAUAACUACCUCAUUAAUUAAUAACGCAACUGAAAUAGUACUUUCAUUUUGGAAUUACAUGUAACAUUGUGAUCAUUAAAAGGCAGUGAAGAAUGAAUUCUGACCUCUGACAUAAAAUAUGUAUUUGUCAUAAGGAAACAUGCUGUUUAUUUAAGUUUUGUGAGCAGUACGGCCCAAUUUAUUCUUCUCCUGGGAGAGAGUUUGCCUAAUGAAAGUGAAGGGUGCUGGGUGAUGUCAUGUAGAUUUUAUCAUGCCUGUUUUAGUCUGGGUGUUGCCUGGUAAGCAGCAGGAUUUCUUCUAUCUGUCUUGUGGCACAAAUUAUAAUCCUUGCCCAGGCAUGUCUAUGCAGAAUGCAGAAAUAUCAGUACCACUCUCCCUAGGCAGGCUUAUUUAGCUUGAGUGUUGCAUCCUUUUUAUAUUCUUCCAAGCCUCAAACAAAAUUAUGACCAUGCUGCUUGAACUCAGCAUUGUCAGAAUGCUACUGCUGCAUCUUGAUAUAAUUUCUCUAUUUUCUUAUAAUAAAGUGAGCACUAAUACAAGUAUUAAUGCUUCCCAGAAACUGUGGGAAUGAAAACCUGAUUCCUUCAUACAGACCUCAACAUAAGGCAGUCUCUCCCUCUCCUGUGGCUGUUCUAAGAUUUUUUAAGAUGUGCAAAUGUGUCCACUGCCGUGUCAGUCCAGACACAGAGCAGUGAUUUUGUUUCUGAUCUCUAUAAUGCUCUCAUGGCUUCUUUUCCCCAUCCUGCUGCAGUAUUCAGAUCCUCCUGAGAUCAUGCACCUCAAGGGAGAAAAUCACAGGGCUAGUGGCUGCUUCUUUGUACUGGGUAAUUUCAAGUGGUAUGGAUUCCUUCAUGCAGUUCAUUUUACUCAGGUGCACACCGGGUAGCUAAUUUUAAAUAGAGUACAUCUUCAGCUGUCUCAAGUUUCCCAUUCUCCUCCUGAAAUAGGUCUUUUUUAGUCUUUUGUAUCUUGCACAAUAUCCCUCCUCAGAAUUUAGUGCCCAUGAAGAAACCAGAAGAAUACAUUAAUGUUUCUCUCCCUCCAGCCAGAUCCUAUGUCCUCCAUGCACCACAUGAUUGCUGCGUGUUUAUCACAAAACUUUUAAGGGGAAAUAUGCUUUUUCAGUUUUGUGCUUAAUUAGAUGUUCUUGCCUAUGAAUAUAUCUUUGCAAGGAUAUAUAAAAAGAUGUGCACCAUUUUGGCAAAAAUGCUCGGCAUUGCUGAAACUAUUAAUAUUUAUAAAUGCUAAAAUGUUGAGGACCCUAAAAUUCUUCUUUGAAAAUCUUAAUAUCUAAUAUUUUCCCAUUGUCUUCUCUCCUUUGUUGGCAUCUGCACGCUUCUUUUAUUUUCUUAACUCUGUACCUGAAAUUCUUGAAAAUUUCUUUAUUCAGUCUUCUGUCUCUUGAGGCCUCUGUUACCUAGGUAAUAUUUUCAGUCAAACCACUGUAAUGAAUGUUGUAUUUUAGCUUGUGGAUUUUAACUUGUGUAAGCCAUUCCUAGAAUAUUUUUAUUAAUUUAUUUAACAAUGGGCCUUCUACCAAUUUGCAGAUCUGUUAAAAAGCCUCAUCACCAUCACUACCACUACAGAAAAAAAAAAAAAAAAAAGAAAAACAACCCAAAAACCAGAGAACAUCUAAGAAUUAGAAAAGAUGCAGGCUAAAGACGGCAAUCCACCAGAUGGUGGCUACGGAUGGGUUGUGGUAGUGUCAGCCUUCAUGGUGAUGGGCCUCACUGUUGCUGUCCUCAAGACUUUUGGUCUGUUCUUUGUUGAAAUCCAGCAGCACUUUGAUGAACUUGCAAGCACCACUUCCUGGAUCACAUCAGUAACUAUUGCUGUCUUUCAUCUAGGAGCCCCUGUUGCCAGUUCGCUGUGUGUACAAUAUACCCAUCGGACAGUAGUGAUCACUGGAGGACUUCUGGCUUUUUCGGGAAUGGCAUUGGGAUUUUUUGGACUCAACAUGGUCUGGAUGUAUGCAACAACUGGCUUCCUACAGGGUCUUGGCAUUUCUUUUUCGUGGACGCCAGCCAUUAGCAUUGUUAGCCACUAUUUCUCCAAGAAAAGGGCUUUGGCCAAUGCUAUUGCCAGUGCUGGAGAAUGUGCCUUUGCAUUCAUGUUUGGGCCAUUUUUCCAGUGGUUGAUUAGUCAAUAUGGAUGGAAAGGUGCCCUCUUGAUCAUAGGUGGCAUCCAACUCAAUAUUUGUGUCUGUGGAGUACUGAUGCGACCCCUGGCAGGCAGCUCCUUCCUUGAGGCCAGCCAUUGUGAAACUGAAACCCCACCUGGCAGCGGUGCAUACAGGAGAGACAAAGAAGAUAAGUCUCCCAUCAUGCACAAAACCUUCAACUGGAUGCUUGUGAGGCAACCAGAAUUUGUACUUUAUGCCAUUUUUGGUAUAUUAGCUGCUAUGAGUUUUUUUGUUCCUCCAUUAUUUUUAGUUCCACUUAGUUACAGCCUGGGAAUAGAUGAAUCAUGGACUGCAUCCCUCCUAUCCAUUUUGGCAAUGGUGGACUUUGGAGGCAGAUUGCUGUGUGGCUGGUAUGCCAACCUCCAUCUUACCAAAACGAUUCAUUUGCUGGCAAUGGCGAUUACAUUGAUCAGUACUUCCCUGAUGCUCUUGCCACUGGCUAACAAUUACCUUUCCUUGGCAAUAUUCACUGGCUUCUACGGAUUCUUCUUUGGUACAACAGUCGCCAUUCACAUUACAGUGCUAGCAGAUGUUGUAGGCAUGCCAGAAUUUGACAGUGCCCUAGGACUUUUCAUGCUUAUUCGAAGCACUGGAGGCUUUGUGGGGCCUCCUCUUGCAGGUCUGAUUGUGGACAUGGCUGGAGAUUACAGAGCAGGCUUCUACAUGGCAGGAGCCAUUCUUGUCCUGUCAGCUGGAUUUUUAAUUAUUUUAGAUCGACUCCAACAGAGAAAAAUAAGAGGAAGCAAGAUUAGACCUAAACCAGAAAAGUCAACAUUACCCUACCCUUCUCUCCAUAUCCUGAAACAUCAAACCAGAAAGUAUGGAGAGCACAAUGUAGUGGUGUGACUACAUGAGACCUCUGACAGCAUCUCAAGGACACACAGAAGUGUUUUCUUUUUGCCAAAUUCACUAUUAUUAGGAUUUACAAAAGAACAGAAGUUUUGGGUAGGACUGUUUGAAACCAAGGAAGACAAUUAAUUUACAUGCAAACUAGAGCAGUAACCAUUACCAUAUUAUUUUGAUAUUGAAGUUGCAUUUUGGUUAUGCAAGUCUUCAGCAGAGUCCCACAGGGCUGUGCUAGGCAAACCAUGGUCUAAAUUAAAUUGCCAUGAAGCAUGUGUGCAGCAGGUAGAAACCCCACCCCCAACUGCUGAAUGCAGCUAUCACUGAAAAAAGGAAGAGUCAUCAGCUCACAAAUGCUUACUUGGGAAAGUAGUGCCCAGUAUUUUCAGUAAACAAGUUCGAUCUGAAAGCACAAGUAAAUGAAUACAGUUUUGAGAUAAGGGUUUGCAGGUACUCUACAGAGCAGUGCUGGAGUAAGAUAAAUAAGUAAACAAACCCGAUAUAAGGUAAAAGUUAUAUGAGUAAUGGCAUACAGUAGAGAGAAAUGCAGACCUAGAUAUCAGAAGUAAAAAGCAAAAUACACCCACACAAAAUGAAGUAAGGAUUGGUGAGUAGUAGAGGAAGACCUAAGGCUACAGUGGACUUCAAACUGAGUAAGAAUCCCAAAUGCAACCCGAUAUUAAAAAUAGCAAAGUCUUUCUGUGUUCUGGUAACAUAUAGGAGAUAACAAUGGUAAUAUAGAGAAGAUAUUGAUGCUUGCAAAGCUUUAACUGGAAGAAGUACAUGAGUUGCAAAGACUUACGUGGAAUAUAAAUGAGAGAAUUAAGAAAAUAGCCUAGGGAAAAAGUGUAAAAUAUUUUGCCUGGUUUAGAAGACAAAAAGUUUUACAGGGCAUGAGAACAGCCUUCAAAUCCAUAAUACGCUGAGAUGAAGAAAAUAUGAUUAAUUCCUUUUAUUGUUAAGACAACUGGUAAUUGGUAUCAUUCACAGAAAGACAGUUAUGUAACAGGGAAAAAAGCUUCAUUGCGGCCUGUUAAGAUACAAUGCAGGCUAUGAAUGCAGAACAUGAAAACACAGAGAUACCAGAGAAUAGGUAACACACAAUCAAGGAUCUAAAUGUAUGUGCCUCAGAGUAGUAGGAUAGGGUAGAUGACUUCCUGAGGUCCCCCUUCAGUCCCACAUUCCAAUUAUC
Messenger RNA from Taeniopygia guttata (zebra finch), 5522 nucleotides. RefSeq names its product monocarboxylate transporter 13. Gene Ontology annotation, molecular function: monocarboxylic acid transmembrane transporter activity. The record is from RefSeq and is a predicted model, not a curated record. Lineage: Eukaryota; Metazoa; Chordata; Aves; Passeriformes; Estrildidae. Gene Ontology annotation, biological process: transmembrane transport; monocarboxylic acid transport.